This is a messenger RNA of Diaporthe citri, 1899 nucleotides long. RefSeq lists its product as uncharacterized. The transcript has 3 exons. The coding region runs from base 1 to 1899 and encodes 632 amino acids. Gene Ontology annotation, biological process: transmembrane transport. Lineage: Eukaryota; Fungi; Ascomycota; Sordariomycetes; Diaporthales; Diaporthaceae. The record is from RefSeq and is a predicted model, not a curated record. Gene Ontology annotation, molecular function: transmembrane transporter activity.
AUGGCCGAGAACCAGCGCUGGGAGGAUGACCUCGACCGUCGCAUCAGCGCCGCCGAGGUCGACGCCACCAACUACGACGGCCGCGCCUCCCACGAGAUCGAGCGAGUUCUGAGCGCCUCCUCCGUCUCCACCUCGUCCAAUGGCUCCGUCCGGGGCCGCCCUAUCACCUCCGGUGGGAUGAGCAGGGUCUCAACACAACGAGACCUGGAGCGCCACCCCACAGAGCUCGACCGCAUCCACACGGCCAGGAGCCAGCACAGUGCAACCGUCGGCGCCGGCCUGGGGAAGAGCAACACACGCACCCGCGACUCGAGGAGGCCGCUCCCUCCAAUGGGCGCAGGGAAGACCUUGCCCGAGCCUCUGGAUAAUGACCAGUAUGUCGUCGAGUUUGACGGGCCAGACGACCCGCUCCACGCCCAGAAUUGGCCCCUGAGGAAGAAGAUCCUCACGGCAGCAAUGCUCGGCUUCACCACCCUCACAUCCGCCUUCACCUCCAGCAUCUUCUCCGCCGGCACGCGCGCCGUCGCCGCCGAGUUCAACGUGUCCACCGAGGUGGGCAUCCUCGGCGUCUCCUUCUACGUCCUCGGUUUCGCCUUCGGCCCCACCCUGUGGGCGCCGCUUUCCGAGCUCAAGGGCCGCCGCCUGCCACUCGUGCUGUCUAUGUUCGGCUUCUCUAUCUUCACCAUCGCGACCGCUGUGGCCAAGGACCUCCAGACCAUCCUGAUCUGCCGUUUCUUUGCGGGCUUCUUCGGCGCCUGCCCGCUGGCCGUCGUCGCCGCCGUCUUCUCUGACAUGUUCAACAACGCCACCCGAGGCAUCGCCAUCACCAUCUUCUCCAUGGCCGUCUUCACCGGCCCGCUGCUCGCCCCGUUCAUCGGCGGCUUUAUCGUCGAGAGCUACCUCGGCUGGAGGUGGACCAUGUACAUCACGAGCUUCAUGGGCUUCGCGAGCUUCGGUCUUGACCUGCUGUUCCUCGAGGAGACCUACCCGCCGCAGAUUCUGGUCGCCAAGGCCGCCGAGCUGCGCCGCAGGACUCAGAACCACUUCAUACACGCCAAGCAGGAGGAGAUCGAGAUUGAUUUCCGGGAGCUGGUCGAGAAGAACUUUUCGCGUCCUAUGAGGCUGCUUUUCCAGGAGCCGAUCGUGCUCCUUCUCUCCAUUUACAUGUCGUUUGUCUAUGGCAUUCUGUACCUGUUCCUAACAGCCUACCCUCUCGUUUUCGUCGGCGUCCACGGCUUCAAGUCCAGCAGCUCAGGCCUCUGCUUCUUCGGCAUGAUCAUCGGUGAACUUAUCGCCGGAGUCGUCGUCCUGGCCCAGCAGCCCUGGUACCAGCGCAAGCUCACAUCCAACAACGGCAUGCCCAUCCCAGAGUGGCGUCUCCCCUCCGUAAUCGCCGGCGGCGUCGCGUUCAUGGGCGGCAUCUUCUGGUUCGGCUGGACCGGAUACAGGGCCGACAUCCACUGGAUCGUCCCCACGGCCUCCGGGCUCCUGACUGGCUUUGGGCUCAUGUCCAUCUUCCUCCAGAGCAUGAACUACCUAGUUGAUGCGUACCUCUUCUUCGCUGCUUCGGCCAUCGCAGGCAAUACCUUCAUGCGGUCGCUGUGCGGCGCCGGGUUCCCACUCUUCGCGACCUACAUGUUCAACGGCAUGGGCAUCCAGUGGGCCUCCACCCUCCUGGGCUGCGUGGCCGCCGUGCUGGUGCCCAUCCCCGUGGUCUUCUACCUGUACGGCCACAAGAUCCGCGCCAAGAGCAAGAUCGCGCCCUCGUUCCCGGCCCCACCCCAGGCGGACGCCUCGGAGGACGUCGAGUCGGAGAAGGACAAGGAGCGGGCCGGUAAUGAUGCUGUCACGGCGGCUGUGCCGCGGAAGGAUGGCGACAAGGCCACUGAGGCAGUCUAG